Messenger RNA from Lonchura striata (white-rumped munia), 1017 nucleotides. The record is from RefSeq and is a predicted model, not a curated record. NCBI's taxonomy places the organism in Eukaryota, Metazoa, Chordata, Aves, Passeriformes, Estrildidae.
AUGGACACUGAUGCCAAGCCCUCGUCCCUGCAGCGUGUGCAGCCCUGCCUGGCCGAGCUGCUGGGCACUGCCCUCUUCAUCUUCAUCGGCUGCCUGUCGGUGCUGGAGGACGCGGGGGGCACGGGCCGGCUGCAGCCCGCCCUGGCACACGGGCUGGCACUGGCUGUCACCGUGGCCGCGCUGGGGGACAUCAGCGGCGGCCACUUCAACCCCGCCGUGUCCCUGGGCGUGUGCCUGGCCGGGGGGCUGCCCAUGCCCAUGCUCAUCCCCUACUGGCUCUCCCAGCUCUGCGGAGGGGUGAUCGGAGCUGCCCUGGCCAAGGCCGUGGCACCGAGCGAGCGCUUCGGCAGCGCCGGCGGAGGAGCCUUCGGCGGAGCCGCCGCUGCCCAGCGGGUGCCGGUGCCCGCCGUCCUGGCGGCCGAGACCCUGCUCAGCUCCCUCCUGCUCCUGCCCGCCUGCGUGGGAGCCGCCAGCCGCAGGGGCAGCGCCCCGCUGGCCCCGCUCUGCACCGGGCUGGCGGCCACGGCCGGCAUCCUGGCGGGGGGCAGCGUGUCCGGAGCCUGCAUGAACCCAGCCCGAGCCUUCGGGCCGGCUCUGGUGGCCAACUCCUGGCACAACCACUGGGUCUACUGGCUGGGGCCCAUGGCAGCUGCACUGCUCGUCGGGCUGCUGCUGAGCUUUUGCCACUUCGAGUGUUUGUGGAGAAGAAAUAACAGACAAACCACGGCAGGGAAAGCCUCGGAGAGCUCGCUGCUGCUGAUGCAGAUACGGUGCGAGCGGCAGCGCAGGGUCACAGCGGCGAUCCCCAGCGACAGCCGCGCUGCUGCCGCUCCCCGCAGCCUUCCCCAGCUUCGGCAGCUCCGGGCUCGCACUCUGGGGCAGCGGGCACCGGUGCGAGCCCGGGGCACCGCCGAGCCAGCGCCGGGCCCCGGGGGCCGCGGGCCGGCGGGAGGAAGGCUCGGGAGGGGAACGCUGACGGUGCUCUGCGCCGGCAGCAGCCAGAAUGCUGCACAAUAA